Molecule: messenger RNA, 1686 nt
Organism: Brachypodium distachyon (stiff brome)
Lineage: Eukaryota; Viridiplantae; Streptophyta; Magnoliopsida; Poales; Poaceae
Product: ribonuclease H2 subunit B
Exons: 10
Coding region: 307-1155 (282 amino acids)
Biological process (GO): ribonucleotide metabolic process; RNA catabolic process
Cellular component (GO): nucleoplasm; ribonuclease H2 complex
Source: RefSeq, a predicted model, not a curated record
CCUGAACGCGCGGGGGGUUAGGCCGGCGUGGCGCCCAAUUGCCCAAACCCAAACCCAAACCCUACCAGCCUGCCAUUCACCUCUCCCGCCGGGCGACGCAGAGGCGAACUCGGAGGCAGUGGCCGGCGACAACCGCGGAAUCUACCCCGGCAACCUCCCGCCGUCCAGGUUUCCGUCCACCGCCGGCUGCUCCCUUUGAGCCAAUCCCGACUCCCACCUGAAUCUUCGCCGCCUGGGCAUCUGGAUUAGCUAAAAGGGGGCAGAACUCAGAACCAGCGCCACAGCCGAACAAGUCGGAGGAGCCUGAUGGCCUCGUGGUGUGAGAACAUGGUGCUGCCGCCCCGCGUCCUUAUCGCUCCCCGUCCUUCUAGUGCCAAUGGUCAAGGGAAUAUUUUAUCACUUCGCCAUCCGAAACUAGAAGAAGAAAUACAGUAUCUGUUCUCCAAUGGGCGUCUUCAUGAAUUCAAUUGGUUCAAGGAGCGUUACGGCUCUUGGUUCUUGGGAGAUUAUGUUUGUGAAGACGGCAGCAUCUACUAUUGCACAGUUGUUGAUCCCAUCUUCAUUUUACUACCACUUUUUGAAGCUGCACGUAUGUCGAAUGGUAAGGAUCUGGGGAAAUUUAGACAACUGGAUGAAAUUUUGUACAUUGAAGGUUAUCCUGGAUAUCAGCACCUCAUGAGUAUAGCAGGAAACCAUAUGGAACUGGUUUGUGAAGUUAAAGAAGUUGCUAAUAUGAAGUUCUUCAGGCUGGACGAUUCCAAGGUCCUAACUUGGUUGUGCUGUAAGGUAGUACACAACAUAAAAGAGGUUAUCCCCAAGUUUGGUAAAAAUUAUGCUGCCCAAGGCGAAAGAGAAUUAUUGAAGGAUGCCAUCCAAAUAAUACGUGAAAAUCUGAAGGACGAACCAUGGCUACCGGUACUCUGCAAGAAGUUGCAGUUAGAUAUCAGUGAGAUCAAUGAAACGACCAAAAGCAAUGACACUUCAUUUUGUGCUGAGAGUUCUCCUAUACCUGCUCCUGCUCGUCCCUCAGAGGGUAACAUAGGAAAUGGCAGCGCCAAGUCAAGCAAAGGGAGGCCUGCGAAGAAACUUAAGGCUGAGGUAGGAUCAAAGAACAUCAAAGACAUGUUCCGUAGGGUCACAAGGAGCGGGACCUGAUUUUGUCAUCAAGGCCUCACAAGGUACUUGAUAGUGGUGGAGUUGCUAGGUUAUCUCCAAUUUGGAUGCAUGGAGAUGCCGUCCUUGGUUCUCGACCCAGAAACCCCUAUAUGGAAGCUUGCGUGUAAGCUGCAUUAGUUCUUUUUUUGACGAACCUUGUCAAGCUGCAUUAACUAUAGCCUUUGUAAAGUAGCAAUUUAACAUUGUAGGCGUGGAUCGAUUAUUUGGGCAAUUAACAGUUGAUCUUGGCGGCGAUUCAGCAGGAAGGGGAAUCUUGGAGACACGCUAACCUUCUUGGUGAUUUGAUUUUUGCUAAACUUCCUUUUGAGAGAGAUGAGUGGAGGGACAACUGGUUAAGUGCUCUUUGUAAAACUGCCUUUCGAGGCGUGUAGCUGCUCAGAAGCCUUCUUAAAUGGAUGAUACAUCCGCUUCGGUGUAUUCUAGAAAAAAAAAUUGUACUGUAUUACUGGAAUGUAUUUGCACCAUGUUUAUUAAUCUUAUUGACCACCUGUCUAGAGGCGAUGAUCGCAA